Sitophilus oryzae (rice weevil) is the source of this 1982-nucleotide messenger RNA. RefSeq names its product protein disulfide-isomerase A3. Gene Ontology annotation, biological process: response to endoplasmic reticulum stress; protein folding. Gene Ontology annotation, cellular component: endoplasmic reticulum. The record is from RefSeq and is a predicted model, not a curated record. Bases 110 to 1588 code for a protein of 492 amino acids. Gene Ontology annotation, molecular function: protein disulfide isomerase activity. Lineage: Eukaryota; Metazoa; Arthropoda; Insecta; Coleoptera; Curculionidae. The transcript has 9 exons.
AAUCUCACGCAUGGCCAUUAUUAUAAAACGUCGUAGCCACGUACAGUUGAAAAGAAACUUCAGUUUAUAGCCGGUUGUUUUAGUUUUAUUGAAGGGAUUAAAAUUUAAAAUGUUGUGUUUGCAAGUUCUUUCGAUUCUACUAAUUGCUACGGCUGCCCUAGCUAGUGAGGAAGACGUUUUGGAACUUGGAGACAAUGAUUUUGACUCAAGAUUGUCGGAAAUUGAUACAGCACUUGUCAUGUUUUAUGCACCAUGGUGCGGACAUUGCAAACGUCUAAAGCCAGAAUAUGCAAAAGCUGCUGAAGAUCUAGUUAGAAAUGACCCUCCUGUUACUUUAGUUAAAGUUGAUUGUACUGAAGCUGGUAAAGAGACGUGUAAUAAAAAUUCUGUUAGUGGAUAUCCCACUCUAAAAAUAUUCCGUAAUGGAGAAUUCUCUCAAGAAUAUAAGGGGCCACGUGAAGCUAAUGGUAUUGCCAAGUAUAUGAAAGCUCAAGUAGGACCUGCAUCCAAAGAACUAAAAUCUGUUGCUGAUCUAGAGAAGUUCUUAGCUUCUGAAAAAGAAUCUGUUGUUAUUGGCUUCUUUGAAAACGAAUCUGAUCUCAAAGCUGCCUUUUUCAAACUUGCAGAUAAACUUAGAGAAAAAGUUCAGUUUGCUCACUCCAGUUACAAAGAUGUUUUAGCUAAACAAGGAGUAACUGAUGCAGUUAUUUUAUUCCGUCCAGCUCAUUUGAAAAACAAAUUUGAACCCAGUUCUGUAACCUAUUCUGGCCCUGCCGAGUCAUCUGACCUAAAUGAUUUUCUUACUAAAAAUUUCUAUGGUUUGGCUGGUGUUCGUAAAUCUGACAACCAGCGUGAAUUCAAGAGUCCAUUGGUAGUUGUAUAUUAUGCUGUAGAUUACGUGAAGAAUCCCAAAGGAACCAAUUACUGGCGCAACAGAGUUUUGAAGGUUGCUGAGCAAUUUGCUGGAAAAGUCAACUUUGCUGUGUCCCCUAAUGAUGAAUUCACUCAUGAGCUAAAUGAAUUUGGUAUUGAGUUUGCUCAAUCUGAUAAACCCAAAGUAGCUGCCAGGGACGCUAGUGAAAAGAAAUAUGUACUUAAAGAAGAAUUUUCGGUUGAAAGUUUAACCAACUUUGUUAAUGACCUGUUGAAUGAAAAACUUGAGCCUUACAUUAAAUCUGAACCAAUACCAGAGAACCAAGAUGAGCCAGUGGUAGUGGCUGUAGCCAAGAACUUUGAAGAUGUUGUAGUAAAUAAUGACAAGGACACUCUUAUAGAAUUCUAUGCGCCAUGGUGUGGACACUGCAAAAAGUUGGCUCCAGCAUAUGACGAGUUAGCUGAAAAACUUAAAGGUGAGGAUGUUGCUAUUGUGAAAAUGGAUGCAACUGCCAAUGAUGUCCCUCCUAAUUACGAUGUUCGUGGCUUCCCAACUCUAUACUGGGCUCCCAAAGACAAAAAGAACAAUCCUGUCAGAUAUGAUGGUGGUCGUGAAGUUGAUGACUUCCUGAAGUACAUUGCCAAAGAAGCCACAAAUGAAUUGAAAGGAUGGGAUAGAAGCGGUAAAGAGAAGCCUGCCAAGACUGAGUUGUAAAAGUGUUAUGAAGUUGUUUUUUUCUGGUAUUUUAAUAUGUACUUUUAACAUGAGUUGAUGUUUUCAGUGUCCUCCAUUCAAAAACGAAUUCGAUUCUUCACGUGAACGCUCUUGUAUAUUUUUGUAUUCGGUUUUCAUCAGUUUUGUAUUUUUAUAAUGUGCAGAAAUUGUUCCUUAAGUCGAACAUUUUGUAUUGAGAGAAAAAACUUUGGAAUCAUAAUAUUUUGUUUCUACGUGCUUUAUUUAUUAGUUUUAAGUCAGUCGAAAGAAAAAGACAGGAAUUCGGUGUAAAAAAUGUUUUGGUAAGAACAAAAUAAUAUGGUUUUUCUUAUUUUUGUUGUGAUGUAUAAAAUUAAAUUAAAUAAAUAUGCUCUAAGUAAACUUUUAAUUUAAA